Molecule: messenger RNA, 1050 nt
Organism: Morus notabilis
Lineage: Eukaryota; Viridiplantae; Streptophyta; Magnoliopsida; Rosales; Moraceae
Product: acid phosphatase 1
Exons: 4
Coding region: 62-874 (270 amino acids)
Molecular function (GO): acid phosphatase activity
Source: RefSeq, a predicted model, not a curated record
AUUCUCCAUUAUUCUUCUACUUUCUUUUGAAGUACUGCCAAAAGACCAAAGAUCAGGUCCUAUGAUUAGAGCAAUGGUUCAAAGGGUACGUGAGGUGAUGAUAUUCUUGUUCUUGGCCUUGAUCUCAAAAGCGAGUGGCGGCGGUGGCGGAGGUGGAAAGGCACCGAACAUUUGGCGGAGGGAGAUAGUUCCGCCGGCGCAGCAUCAGGCGGCGGAGAACGCGGCUUACUGCCUGAGCUGGCGGCUGGGGGUGGAGGCCAACAACGUAAGGGCGUGGCGGACGGUGCCUGUUAAGUGCCUCCGCUACGUCGAGACGUACAUGAUCGGCGGGCAGUACGAGAGGGACGUGGGGCUGAUCCUGGAUCAGAUCACGAGUUACGCCAAUGAGAUUGUCGUCUCCGACGAUGGUUUGGAUGGUUGGAUUUUUGACGUUGACGAUACUUGCAUUUCCAAUGUUUUUUACUACAGGGGAAAGAGAUAUGGGUGCGACCCAUAUGAUCCAUCAGGAUUCAAGGCAUGGGCAAUGAUAGGAGGGUGUCCGGCUGUUCCUGGUAUGCUUGGAUUGUUCAACAAAUUAGUGGAAAUGGGAUUUAAAAUAUUUCUUGUCACAGGCAGAGAUGAAGAGACUCUUGGCCAACCCACUAUUGAUAACUUGCACAACCAGGGAUUUCAGGAUUAUGAACGCCUCAUUAUGAGGACCGCAGCUUACAAAGGGCAGAGCGCAGUGACAUACAAGUCUGAAAUUCGGGAGCAAUUGAUGAGACAAGGUUACAGAAUAUGGGGCAACGUCGGAGACCAGUGGAGUGAUCUCCAAGGGGAAUGUUUGGGCAACCGCACUUUCAAGCUUCCCAAUCCCAUGUACUUUGUUCCUUAAUAAUUAACUAGCUACUUUUUUAUUUUCUGUUUGCAACUUGUGAUACCAAGAAGCUAAAAAAUUGCCCUCUCCAAGUAUAUAUAGGGCUCUAGUUACUACAAGUCUAAUAUCACAAGGGCUCUUUCUUUUUCUUUUUUUUUUUUUCCUUUUGAUCUUCGGCAAUUUCUUUUGUAAUA